UCCAGGAGCGCUGUACAGCUGCUGCUGGCUGCAAUUACCUGUCAGUCUUGUAAACUGGCACAGGGAAAGAAAAUGCGUUCAUCCCUCUUUUGCAAUUAAGAGGAAACAAGGUGUGGAUUUUGUCUUUUAUCCCAGUUUCCUUCCUAAAGUACAUUUUAGCCAUGAGAGCCACACGGAGAACCAACAGGAGAGGACCCAUAAGCUGGACCGCUUUUACGCAUCGCACAUCUUGGAGCGUCGGUGGAUCUCACAGAUUAUAAACACAUCAACGCUCUGCUGAAUUUAAGCCUCGCUGAGCUCAGUGUGCCGGCUCGAGUUUUAUGAUGAAGUACAGUUCGGUGGUUCUUGCUGCUGUGUGUUCAGGUCUGCUCAGUUUCAGCCUCCUGGCCGUGGCAAUUGGGACUGAUUAUUGGUACAUCAUCGAUGUGAAUAAGCCCAAUCACACAGGUCCAGACGAAUUGAGUUCACACUCUGGACUGUGGAGAAUUUAUGAAGGCGCAAACAGAAGUGCAGUCAUCCCCUCCUUCACAGCAAAUAUGUCCAGCCUGUCAGAAGUAGAAAGGCACCUUCUUGGCUUGCAUAAGGUGGUGGUCAUCUUACUGCCCCUCAGCCUGGUUCUGCUGGUGCUUGGCUGGAUCCUUGGCCUCGUCAGUUCAUUGGCCUGCAGCCCAAAAUUGUUGGCUGGAUCAGCAACAUACUUUCUCAUCUGCAGUCUUUUCACCCUGUCCGGCGUCAGCGUCUACAUCAAAUACUCGAACCACGCCAUGGACGCGUUCCAGCAGAUCGUUUCCCCGGAGAACCUCGCCUAUGUGGACGUGUCCUUCGGCUGGUCCUUGACCAUGGCCUGGCUCUCCUACAGCCUUGAGGUGGCCACUGGCCUGCUGCUCAUGCUCGCUGCCACAAUAACUCAAAUGAAGGGUCGUUAUGACUCCGGUGUAGCAAUCGCCAUGUUGUAGAUUGAAGCCGAGAGCUCACAGAUUGGACAGAAUUUCAUUGCCUGUUAUUUUUUUUUUUGGGGGGGGAGAACAGUUUACAAUAGUAUUGUAUGGUCAAGGGCCAGGACAACAAAGUGAACAGUAGAUGCAAGCUAAAUUUACCUAACCGUAGGCACAUGGAUGCCGGUUAAGUGAUACUUUUGAACAUUGUUACUGCUUGAUGUGACUACCUCUCAUUUCAUUCUCUCUAUCAUUUUCUUUCAACUGUGCCAGAUGUUCCAAAUGGGAAAUCUAAUCAUCCGCAGAGUAAUUAUGGCAUACAUUUUAUUUUUCUUUCAUGGCUUUAUUAGUGCGUUUCAAUAAGUGCAGUCUUUUUUUUCUGCCUCUGUACAAUCUAGACACUGAAAACCAUUGUAAUGCAUAUGUGACUCUGUGUUUCCAACAUGCUAUUAAAAUGAACAUGUCAUUUAAAGAGAGCAGCUCCAUCUACAAGGCAAAUGCACACUCGCUGCCUUGCAAUAAGAAUAAUUAGCCCAUAAGCCUUUCAGUCUAAUGGGCUAAUUUCCUUUUGCAGUGUGCUACAUAGGCUUUUCUACAUGAGGAAGUCGUCUGUAUUUUGCUACACCUGUAUGUUAUACUGUAUAUAUUUAAAUCUAUAUUGGUGUAUGUCGUACAAAUCAAAGUAUUGCUGAUUCUGCAGCAGAACAAGCAAAGCAGGUUGGGCCAGAAUGACAGAAUUUAACAAUACAGGUGCUGCACUGGAGUAAUUUGCAUAUCACUGCUUGUGAAAAGCAAUUGAUCAUUGUAGCAUCAAUGUAGCAAUUGAUCAAUGAGGUUGGCUGAUGGGUGUUGUGCUCUAUAGAGAAAUGUUAAGUUUGUGCCUCCUGCUUACAACCUGCUGUGCCCAUUCUGGUGGUGAAUCCCAUAAUCACAGGAAUAGGACUGAAUGCCAGGGGGAUUCUGCAAGCUGUUUUUCAGCAGCACCAAAUACGUGCAUGUGUUGCUGCCUGCUUAUAAUAACAGUUAGAUAUUGCUGUAUCAAUUAUGUGCUGUGAAAACUAAGACUUCACGUCUCAGAAUAUUGAGAUUAAAAAAAAAUAUAUUCAAAAUUUUACCAUUUACAAUGCUGUUCACUGCAGUGUUGUCCUCACUUGUGCUCCAAUAACUAAAACAUCAGUCCAUUGUGGCAUGACUCCAUACUGUGAAUAAAAAAUAGGGAGCGGGACAAAGCAUAUUGAGCCAAUACUUCCUCAUGUCAGAUUCUGUAAUCAGUUUUCACCAUACUGAUUUUGUCUGUAUUAUGAAACAUUAAAAUCUAAAUCACUACA
Solea senegalensis (Senegalese sole) is the source of this 2263-nucleotide messenger RNA. RefSeq names its product transmembrane protein 235-like. Gene Ontology annotation, cellular component: apical plasma membrane. Bases 321 to 956 code for a protein of 211 amino acids. The record is from RefSeq and is a predicted model, not a curated record. Lineage: Eukaryota; Metazoa; Chordata; Actinopteri; Pleuronectiformes; Soleidae. The transcript has 4 exons.